Molecule: messenger RNA, 1645 nt
Organism: Adelges cooleyi (spruce gall adelgid)
Lineage: Eukaryota; Metazoa; Arthropoda; Insecta; Hemiptera; Adelgidae
Product: HMG box-containing protein 4
Exons: 10
Coding region: 142-1071 (309 amino acids)
Source: RefSeq, a predicted model, not a curated record
AAGAGCGCUCUGCGGACUGCGGGAAAUGUAAGUUGUAAUACAAAUACUUAUUGAGAGGGAUUUGUUUGUACAUUCAGUUCAUACUUUAUGCAGUCCAUAAGCUAAAAAUAAAUAUUAUUUUAUUUUGAUCUAAAAAACGUAAUGGACAGAGAAAAAGGGAAAAAAUCCGACAAUAAAAAUCCAAAUGAACCAGAAGUCACUGCAGUAUCGCGAUCUGGGAGAAUUAUAAAAAAAUCUUCAAAAUUACUUGGAUUUCAAUCAUCUGACAUUUCAGAAGAAAAAGAUAAGACCCCUAAAACUUCAAGACAAAGUGUAAAACGUAAUUCAGCUAACCAUGAUGCUGUCGAUCAAUUUAAUGAUGAUGACAAUAGCAUGGAGUUUUUAGAAGAACAACAACACACUGAAAGUAGUGAAUGGACUGUAGAUACCAAUGCGUAUGAAUACAUUGAACCAAGUGGCACCUCUGUUGCAGUUGGAGAACACAAUCAAUUCAUGUAUGCAUUAAAAAAUUUGAAUAUGAAAGAACCAGGAUUUGUAGCUUAUGCUUUAUGGGCAAAAGAAGUUCGUAAGACGUUGAUAAAUGCAUACCCCAAUUUUAGUUCAUCUCAAAUUAGUCAGCAGCUACGAGAUAUGUGGAAAUCAGUACCAACUGAAGAUAAAAGUCGUUGGGUACGUAAGGCAAAGCGAAUUCUGGAUCGCGAAGGUAUAGAUAGUGGCAGUUCCACCGAUUCUAAAGCCAUAACAAAGAAGUCCGACAAAGAUAAUGCAGACCAUUUAGCCGACAAUAAGAACAAAAGUAAAAUUGAUUUAUUUAGAUCAACACAGCCAAUAGAUGUAGCUGCUCAUUUAGCAUUACUUGGUGAAUCGUUAGGCAUCAUUGGACAACGUUUAAAAGAACAUCAAGGACAAAUAGCUGUAAAUGGUAGUGUUUCAGUACUGCUUGAUUCACUUUUGUGUGCUUUGGGACCGUUGCUUUGUCUGACUCAACAAGUGACAGAAAUUAAUGUCAAUUCACAAGAAACCAUGUCUAAACUUAUGGACGACAUUGCCUACAUAAUGCCAGGAUUAUAAUAAUGUUACAUCAACCUCUGUGUUUUUAUCUGUUUUCAUUUAAACGGAUAAAAACACACAUUUUUAUACUUUGUAAAUUACUUUACAUCACUCACAAAACUGCCUCUAUAGUUAAAAUAAGAAGCUCUGAAGUGUAUAUGCUUUGAUUUUCUAUAGACUUAAUAGGUAAAAGUGUGAGCAUUUGGGGAUUACGACGAGUCACUAUAUCAAAAAUAAUAUAUUUAUAUACCAACCAGUUGUUUUACAUACAUAUAUAUAUAUUUUUUUUAAAGUGAAUGAGGUAUUUUAAUUAUGUCAAUAACUUACAAGUAAUAUCUUGCACCAUAGAAUGAUCUCUUAUACAACAUCCCUUCAUUGUGCUAGAUUUUGUUACCCUAUUUUCCACAAAAACAGUAUUAUCUAUACUUUUUUUUUAAUUGAACAAAUAAUGUUAAUAGAUGUUUCUACUUAAUAAAACUUUUUAAAAAUAAUUUCGCUGCUCUGAAAGUAAGAAAAUAUAAGUUUUGUUUUUUCAUUGCGGCAUCAAUAUUUUUAUAAAUUAAAGCCCCUGACCUCGAGCUUUAAGUCUACUUAU